AUGCUUCUUCCCCCUCCGGCAGCUCUGUGGUGGCCAAAUGCAGUUCUCGCUGCUGGCCAUGUAAAUAACCGGGGCUGCUGCUACCCCAGUGGCUUUAAAUGCAUCGCGGGGCUUUUCCCCUUCCUAAAAAAAAGCCCUGCCACCGAGAAAAAAACCAAACCUCGUCGUCCCGUUUCCCCCCCCCGCCCCCCCCGUGCCAGCCCUUUAAAUGCUCAGAGCAAGUGUACAUUUCCAUCUGAAAUCAACGCAAGUGUUACUGGCAGUGUAUUUUGUCGGAGAGAGGGGAAGAGGGGGGAUCUGGUGUUUGGACCCAAUAGAAUGCUCUGCUCCAGUGUAAAUAUUUACAGGUUAUUAUUCCCCACGAUGUCCAGUGAUAGGCAGAGGUCAGACGAUGAAAGUCCAAGUACCAGCAGUGGUAGUUCAGAUGCCGAUCAGAGGGAUCCGCCUGCACCUGAACCUGAAGAGCAAGAAGAACGAAAACCCUCUGCCACCCAGCAGAAGAAGAACACCAAACUAUCCAGCAAAACUACUGCUAAGCUAUCUACUAGUGCAAAAAGAAUCCAGAAGGAGCUAGCUGAAAUAACCCUUGAUCCUCCUCCUAACUGCAGUGCGGGUCCUAAAGGAGAUAACAUUUAUGAAUGGAGAUCUACUAUACUUGGACCUCCAGGUUCUGUAUAUGAAGGAGGUGUUUUCUUCUUGGAUAUCACAUUUUCAUCUGACUAUCCAUUCAAGCCACCAAAGGUUACUUUCCGCACCAGAAUUUAUCACUGCAACAUCAACAGUCAGGGAGUCAUCUGUCUGGAUAUCCUGAAAGACAACUGGAGCCCUGCUUUGACUAUUUCAAAGGUUCUGCUGUCUAUUUGUUCUCUUCUGACAGACUGCAACCCAGCUGACCCUCUGGUUGGAAGCAUAGCCACUCAAUACCUGACCAACAGAGCAGAACAUGACAGGAUAGCCAGACAGUGGACCAAGAGAUAUGCAACAUAAAUGACAAACUACUUGUGCAGUGUGAAGGUGCAGAAGGCAACUUUGCAGUGUGCAACAAAUCUUUAUAGCCUUUACAAUACGGACUUCUGUGUAUAUGUUAUACUGAUUCUACUCU
Molecule: messenger RNA, 1102 nt
Organism: Cinclus cinclus
Lineage: Eukaryota; Metazoa; Chordata; Aves; Passeriformes; Cinclidae
Gene: UBE2E3
Product: ubiquitin conjugating enzyme E2 E3
Biological process (GO): protein polyubiquitination
Cellular component (GO): nucleus
Molecular function (GO): ubiquitin conjugating enzyme activity
Source: RefSeq, a predicted model, not a curated record